GAUUAUAUGCAAAUAUACAGAGGAGGAAGAAAGACUCGUAGAGGAAAAGAUCGAUCAUCAUAGUUAUGGCUACUCAGUUGAUGGAGAAUGAAGCUUUGGCAACAUCAGCAAAAUAUGCACCAGUCACUUAUGAGAGGAGGGUCAGAGGGGACUUGGAAACCACACUUCCAAAACCAUAUCUUUCGAGAGCCCUGGCUGCUCCAGACACAAACCAUCCCAUGGGAACACCUGGACAUCACAGCCGCAACUUGAGUGUUCUUCAGCAACAUGUUGCAUUUUUUGACCAGGACGAAAAUGGGAUUGUCUACCCUUGGGAAACUUUUGUUGGAUGUCGAGCUCUUGGCUUCAACACAAUCGCAUCUCUUAUCCUGGCUGUUGUCAUCAAUGGGGCACUGAGUUAUCCUACUCUUCCUGGGUGGUUUCCUUCUCCGUUCUUGCCCAUAUACCUUCUAAACAUUCACAAGGCUAAGCAUGGUAGUGAUACUGGAACAUAUGACACAGAGGGAAGGUUUUCGCCAGCAAAUAUUGAACAAAUGUUUAGCAAGUAUGCUCGUACAGAACCUGACAAGUUCACUCUGGGAGAAAUUUGGGACAUGACCGAGGGAAACAGAGUUUCAUUCGACUUCUUUGGAUGGUUUGCAAGUAAGCUGGAAUGGGGACUUCUGUACGUUCUUGCAAGGGAUGAGGAGGGCUUCCUGUCUAAAGAAGCUGUGAGACGCUGCUUCGAUGGAAGCUUAUUCGAGUAUAUCGCCAAGAUGAAUGCAAGAGCUGAAGCUAAGAUGGCCUAAAGAAUAUAUUGCACUACUUGAGUUUAUGUAUAUAUUCUGUGUUUUGGAGAUGUUAGAGCUGUAAUAAAUUGAGGUCUUUCAGCACAUAAUGCUAAUGACCAUCAGUUCAUGUUUCAUAAAUAUACUUGCUUCCAGUUUCAAACAACGGCAGUAGAUAAAUGUAACUUUUCGUUUCUUUUUCACUUCAAGGAAAUUGAAUCUGGAUGAACAUUACAAAUGGAGGAAGAAAUAACUAAAUUCUGGAAGGUUCCUCAAG
Messenger RNA from Fragaria vesca subsp. vesca, 1044 nucleotides. Its product is annotated as peroxygenase 2-like. Bases 66 to 788 code for a protein of 240 amino acids. The transcript is spliced from 6 exons. Lineage: Eukaryota; Viridiplantae; Streptophyta; Magnoliopsida; Rosales; Rosaceae. The record is from RefSeq and is a predicted model, not a curated record. Gene Ontology annotation, molecular function: monooxygenase activity; calcium ion binding.